This is a messenger RNA of Helicoverpa zea (corn earworm), 1032 nucleotides long. RefSeq lists its product as uncharacterized. The record is from RefSeq and is a predicted model, not a curated record. The transcript has 2 exons. NCBI's taxonomy places the organism in Eukaryota, Metazoa, Arthropoda, Insecta, Lepidoptera, Noctuidae. The coding region runs from base 1 to 1032 and encodes 343 amino acids.
AUGGUCGGGGGAAAGUCUCCUGGUCACGACGGUCUCAGCAUCGAGCACCUCAAACAUGCCGGUGUUCAUCUACCCAGAGAAUACUCCGGUAUAUGCUUGCUUCCUGACAUACUUUGGGAGAAGGUCAGGGAAGCGGGCGUACCAUCAGAGUUGACGAGCCUGUUCCAGUAUUGGUACUCGAACCAAUGUAAUCAGGUGCGUUGGGGUAGCACUCUCUCUGAGCCGUACAGGUUGGAGUGCGGGGUGAGGCAGGGGGGGUUAACCUCGCCUAAGCUCUUCAACCUGAACAUGAAUGAAUUGAUCGUUGAGCUCAGCAGUAAGCAUGUCGGGUGCAAGAUUGAUGGCACCAGUAUCAAUAACAUUAGCUAUGCUGAUGACAUGGUGCUGCUGGGCCCAACGGCUGGCUCAAUCAGAGAGAUGCUGCAGACUUGCGAGAGGUAUGCAGCCACUCACGGUCUGCAAUAUAAUACGGGUAAAAGUGAAUACUUGAUCUUUGAGGCCCCCGGGAGGUGUGUGGCGUAUGAACCUGUAAUCUCACUAAAUGGGAGGCCACUCAAUAGGGUUAAACAGUUUAAGUAUCUGGGCCACUAUCUGACCGUGGACCUCAAAGAUCAAGUAGACACUGAACGUGAACGCAGGGCACUAGCAGUUAGAUGCAACAUGUUGGCUCACAGAUUUGCUCGUUGUAGCAGAGGAGUUAAAAUCACUUUAUUCAAAGCUUUUUGUACCUCGUUCUACACGGGCGGUCUGUGGGUUAACUGUACGCGGAAGGCUCUAGACGCCCUGCGGGUACAAUAUAAUAAUGUUUUCCGGCUGCUGUUAGGGCUGCCUAGAUACUGCAGUGCAUCGGGCAUGUUCGCUGAAGCACGGGUGGAUGAUUUCUAUGCGCUCAUGAGGAAGAAGGCUGCCUCGUUGCUAAGCAGAUCUAGGUCCAGCGCUAACAGCAUCCUACAAGUCUUGGCCGACAAGCAUGACGCUCCGGUGCUUAGGCAUUGGAUCGAGUUGCUUGUUAGGCAGACACUUAGAUCUUAG